CUCAACCACCAGCAGCACCGCAGAGAUGGUUACUCAGAGUAAAAUUCAGAUCAGCGCCCCAGACAACAUAGAAGAUAAGUCAUCGGGGAGGCUGGGAUGUUGCGGCUGGCUGCUGGUCGUCAUAUCCCUGAUUUUUGUUACAGUGACCUUCCCCCUCACAAUAUUUUGUGUCUUAAGAUAGUCAACGAGUAUGAGCGGGCUGUCAUUUUUAGGCUUGGUCGUAUCGUGGACAAGAAACCCAAAGGACCAGGACUUUUUUUCGUGCUGCCCUGCACUGAUACGUUCACGAAAGUGGAUUUGAGAACCAUAUCAUUUGAUAUCCCUCCGCAAGAGAUUCUUACCAGAGAUUCAGUGACAGUGUCUGUGGAUGGCGUGGUGUACUUCAGGGUACAGUGCCCCAUCUCAGCCGUGGCCAACGUGUCCAACGCCCCCUCGUCGACACGCCUGCUGGCACAGACCACCCUGAGGAAUGUGCUCGGCACCAAGAACCUCGCAGAGCUGUUAUCUGACAGGGAGGGCAUUUCACGCAGCAUGCAGGAAUCCCUGGAUGAAGCCACGGAUCCAUGGGGGAUCAGAGUGGAGCGUGUGGAGAUCAAGGAUGUGAAGCUGCCUCACCAGCUGCAGAGGGCCAUGGCAGCUGAGGCGGAGGCCAGUCGAGAGGCCAGGGCUAAGGUUAUUGCUGCUGAGGGAGAGAUGAAGGCCUCCAGGGCGCUGAAAGAAGCCUCUCUGGUGAUUGCUGAGUCACCCUCUGCUCUGCAGCUGCGUUACCUGCAGACCCUCAGCACCAUCGCAACGGAGAAGAACUCCACCAUCGUCUUCCCUCUGCCGAUAGACAUCAUGCAGAGCUUUAUCAAGGGAUGACUUCAUCGGAUGGCGUGUCCUGCACUCUAAAAGCUGAAUUAAGUCUGAAUUUCAAUGUUAUUUAGAUUCAGUUGUAUCUUGAUUUUUUUUUUUA
Myripristis murdjan (pinecone soldierfish) is the source of this 955-nucleotide messenger RNA. RefSeq names its product stomatin (EPB72)-like 3a (gene stoml3a). Lineage: Eukaryota; Metazoa; Chordata; Actinopteri; Holocentriformes; Holocentridae. Bases 97 to 861 code for a protein of 254 amino acids. Gene Ontology annotation, cellular component: plasma membrane. The transcript is spliced from 7 exons. The record is from RefSeq and is a predicted model, not a curated record.